Aaosphaeria arxii CBS 175.79 is the source of this 4400-nucleotide messenger RNA. RefSeq names its product 5-oxoprolinase. Bases 126 to 4331 code for a protein of 1401 amino acids. The transcript is spliced from 2 exons. Gene Ontology annotation, cellular component: cytosol. Gene Ontology annotation, molecular function: 5-oxoprolinase (ATP-hydrolyzing) activity. Gene Ontology annotation, biological process: glutathione metabolic process. The record is from RefSeq and is a predicted model, not a curated record. NCBI's taxonomy places the organism in Eukaryota, Fungi, Ascomycota, Dothideomycetes, Pleosporales.
CAAUUACUGCGUGACAAUCCCUUUUAUAUAUUUACGUAGUCCAUACUGUAGUCAUAUCUUCAUAAUUACCGUCUGUUUCCAUUUAUUCCUUUCUACCAUUCUAAAAGCCUACUUGUCUUCCAAUCAUGGCCUCCGCAAAGCAAGCAGGGCGCGGGAUUCGCAUUGCCAUAGACCGCGGCGGCACUUUCACAGAUUGCGUGGGCAACCCAGGAACAGGAAAGAUGGAGGACGAUGUCCUCAUAAAGCUCCUCUCGGUGGACCCUUCAAACUACGAUGACGCGCCCCUCGAAGGCAUCCGCCGACUUCUUUCACAAUUCACCGGCAAGGAAAUUCCUCGCGGCGAGCCCUUAGAUACAUCGAAGAUCGAAAGCAUUCGGAUGGGUACGACAGUAGCCACCAAUGCGCUAUUAGAACGAAAGGGAGAGGAUAUCGCUCUGGUUGUGACGAAAGGCUUCAAAGACUGCCUCACGAUAGGAAACCAGUCGCGGCCGAAUAUCUUCGCGCUCGACAUUCGGAAGCCAGAGGUCUUAUACAAAAAGGUGGUGGAGAUUGACGAGCGCGUGACGCUCGAAGAUUAUGCUGAGGAUCCGGAGCGCACUCGUACGGAAGCAGAAUCGAUCGAGAAAGCAGGUGCAGAUGCUACACUCGUCACAGGACUGUCAGGCGAGACAGUGCGGAUAUUACAGCGUCCUCGGGAUGAAGCGAUACGGAAACAACUACAGGAGGUAUACGAUGGCGGUUUACGAAGUAUUGCCGUGUGUCUCAUGCAUGGUUACACCUAUCCAAACCACGAAGCUUUAGUCGGUCGAAUAGCGAAAGAGAUCGGAUUUGAGCAUGUCAGUUUGAGCCAUGAACUCAUGCCCAUGAUUAAGCUUGUCCCUCGAGCUACCUCUGCGUGUGCAGACGCCUACCUCACCCCGGCGAUUCGGAAGUACAUUGACGGAUUUUCGAAAGGCUUCGAAGGUGGACUGGGGACUAAGAGCGUCAAGCGCGAAGAAGGAUCUAAAGGCGCACGUUGCGAAUUCAUGCAAUCCGAUGGCGGUCUAGUGGAUGUGGAUAUAUUCUCUGGCCUGAAAGCAAUCCUGUCCGGCCCCGCUGGCGGUGUCGUAGGAUAUGCCCUGACUUCUUACGACCCCAACACCAAGAUUCCCGUCAUAGGUUUCGAUAUGGGCGGCACAAGUACUGACGUCAGUCGGUAUGGUGCGGGACGGUACGAUCACGUUUUUGAGACGACCACGGCUGGUGUUACCAUCCAGUCGCCUCAACUAGACAUCAAUACUGUCGCAGCAGGCGGUGGCUCGAGGUUGUUCUGGAAGAAUGGCCUUUUCGUCGUGGGCCCUGAAUCUGCAUCCGCUCACCCUGGCCCGGCAUGCUACCGUAAAGGUGGACCUUUGACCAUCACUGAUGCCAAUCUCUUCCUCGGUCGCCUGCUGCCAGAUUUCUUCCCAAAGAUCUUCGGCAAGAACGAGGACGAAGGCCUAGAUUCGGAGGCGAGCGAGAAGCUGUUCAAAGAAUUGGCUGCUACCAUAAACAAGGAGGUUUCUGGUGGAAGCAAGGAUAAGGAGAUGUCGCUAGACGAAGUAGCGUAUGGGUUUAUCAAGAUCGCCAACGAGACAAUGACCCGACCUAUACGAAGUCUGACCGAGGCUCGAGGCCAUGACACGUCCAAGCAUCGCCUGGCAACGUUCGGAGGUGCUGGUGGUCAGCACGCCGUUGCUAUUGCCGAAGCGCUCGGUAUAUCGCAGAUCUUGAUCCACAGAUACUCGUCUGUGCUUUCGGCCUACGGUAUGGCUCUCGCAGAUGUCGUAGACGAGAGGCAGGAGCCUGAGUCGAAGGUGUGGUCCGAUGACAAAGAGGUUCGGGAAUACCUCCAGCAAAAGAUGAAUGAAUUGAAGUCAAAGUCGAUUGCAACCCUGAAAGAUCAAGGCUUCGAGGAAGGCCAGAUACACUUUGAGGAGUACCUCAAUUUGCGAUAUCGUGGAACCGAGUCUGCCUUGAUGAUUGUCAAGCCUUCGAAAGAGGAGGCCGACAAAGACUUCGGAGGUGAUGAGUGGGCUUUUGAUAAGGCAUUCGUUAAGCAGCACGAACAGGAGUUUGGUUUCACCCUUCCCGAUAGAGAUAUCAUCGUGGAUGAUGUGCGGGCCCGAGGCAUUGGCAAGACGUUUGAAGGUCUCGAGAAGACAGUCGACCAACAGCUCAAGGAGAUCAAGCCCCGCGAUUUAGCCCGAGAGGAUAAGCGAUAUGGCACCAAACAGGUAUACUUUGAGGGAGGCCGGCAAGAGACUUCGAUCUACAAGCUCGAGGACCUAGCUGUUGGUGAUCGCCUCCAGGGCCCAGCGAUUAUUGCAGACGGUACCCAGACUAUCGUAGUCACGCCGGGAGCCUCUGCACUCUUGAUCAAUACCCACGUCAUCAUCAACAUUGGUGAGAGUGAUGGCCAGGACAAGCAGAUCGAUACUAAGGAGGUGGAUCCAAUUCUUUUGAGUAUUUUCGCCCAUCGUUUCAUGGCCAUUGCCGAACAGAUGGGACGGGCAUUGCAAAAGACUAGUGUCAGCACCAACGUGAAAGAACGUCUCGACUACUCCUGCGCUCUGUUCGAUGCCGAUGGAGGUCUCGUAGCUAACGCACCCCAUCUUCCGGUCCAUCUGGGCAGUAUGUCGACAUGCGUGCGCAAACAAGCCGCGAUAUGGAAAGGCAAGUUGAAGAAGGGUGACGUGAUCGUCUCCAACCACCCCAUGUUUGGAGGCACCCAUCUCCCCGACAUAACGGUGAUCACUCCAGCAUUUUCUGGGGACAAGAUCAUUUUCUAUGUCGCUUCACGUGCUCACCACGCCGACAUUGGCGGAAUUCUCCCCGGAUCGAUGCCUCCUAUGUCACGAGAACUGUAUCAAGAGGGUGCAGCUAUCAAGUCAGAGAAGCUCGUGUCUGAAGGCCACUUCAACGAGAAACGCAUCACAGAACUACUUCUCGACGAGCCAGGCCAAUAUCCCGGCUGCUCGGGAACAAGAUGCCUCAGCGAUAACAUCAACGACCUCAAAGCGCAAGUCGCCGCGAACCAGAAAGGAAUCAACCUGAUCUCGACGCUGAUGUCCGACUACGGCGAGGAGGUUGUCCAAUUCUACAUGCGCAACAUCCAAGCCAAUGCCGAGAAUUCAGUCCGCCAUCUCCUCAAGCAAGUCUACAAGCGCUUUGAGGGGCAAGAUCUGUCCGCGAUAGACUACAUGGACGACGGCUCGCCCAUCAAACUGAAAGUCACCAUCGACCCCAACAAGGGCGAAGCGACCUUCGACUUCAGUGGCACAGGCCCAGAAGUCUACGCCAACAUUAACGCCCCAGAAGCCGUCACAUACUCCGCCAUCAUCUACUGCCUCCGGUGUCUCAUCUCCGAAGACAUCCCCCUCAACCAAGGCUGCCUCGCGCCAAUCACCGUCCUCAUACCCAAGAAGUCCUUCCUUUCCCCAAGCGACAACGCCGCCGUCGUCGGCGGCAACGUCCUCACAUCGCAACGCGUAACGGACGUCGUGCUGAAAGCCUUCCGCGCGUGCGCCGCCUCCCAAGGCGACACCAACAACCUGACCUUCGGCUUCGGCGGCACCGUCUUCUCCCCCGACGGCACCUCCUCCUCCCCCUCCCGCAAAGAAACCAAAGGCUUCGGAUACUACGAGACGAUCGCAGGCGGGUCAGGCGCCGGCCCGACCUGGAACGGCACCAGCGGCGUGCACACGCACAUGACCAACACGCGGAUCACCGACUCGGAGGUCUUCGAGCGGCGGUACCCGGUGCUACUGCGGGAGUUUGGGUUGCGGACGGGAAGCGCGGGCGUGGGCGCGCACAAUGGCGGCGAGGGCGUCAUCCGCGACAUCGAGUUCCGCAUCCCCGUGCAGGUUAGCAUUCUCAGCGAGAGGAGAGUGUAUCAUCCGUAUGGGCUUGAAGGCGGAGGCGACGCGGCGUGUGGGUUGAAUAUCUGGGCGAGGAAGGUGGAUAGAAAGGCUGUGGAUAGGAAUUCGGAUUCUAAGGCUGGGGGUGCUGCGAAUGGCGGUGGGGAGGCGAGUAGAGAUCAGACGGUUGAGGAGCUGCAGGCGGAGGAGGAGGGCAUUGUUCAUCCUGGAGGAGAGGAGAAGGAGGGCGUGGAGUAUAGGUAUAUCAAUAUGGGUGCGAAGAAUACGGCGAGUAUGCAGCCGGGUGAAAGGAUCAUCAUUUAUACGCCUGGUGGUGGCGCUUGGGGCAAGGCAGGUGAGGAGAGUAAGGUUAAGGAUCAGAAGGAUCCCCAGCUUGCGUGGAAGAAGGGGAGUGUCGCUGAGAGGAUGUCUACUGCGGAGGCGAGUGCGUAGAUGUGCCGUUGAAUAUAGCAUUAGCUUCUGAUGUACAGAUUGUAUGUAUGCCAACAAACUCAAAUAUGA